Messenger RNA from Lodderomyces pseudojiufengensis, 3285 nucleotides. RefSeq lists its product as uncharacterized. Bases 1 to 3285 code for a protein of 1094 amino acids. The record is from RefSeq and is a predicted model, not a curated record. The transcript has a single exon. NCBI's taxonomy places the organism in Eukaryota, Fungi, Ascomycota, Pichiomycetes, Serinales, Debaryomycetaceae.
AUGUAUAUAACUCUAGCUAAUUUGAAGGAGUUUAUCAAAAAGGAGUACGAGAUACGUUUCGAAAAGUCAACAUACCAUAAGAAGAAGGGUAAUUGUUAUAGAUGCGACAGAGUUGGAGGAAUAAGAAGACACUUUGAGACUACAUCGGUAUGUUUGGAUAAAUACAAAAUCAAAUGUGACAGAGCAAUCACAUGUUUAUCAAAAUCAGUUCUAGCAUCACAUACAUCAUCAAAUACAAAUGGAGAUACAGAAGCUAAUACAAAUACAAAUACAAAUACAAAUACAAAUACAAAUUCAAAUUCAAAUACAAAUACAAAUUCAAAUACAAAUACAAAUUCAGAUUCAGGUUUAGUUUUACAACUUACCGCAGAAGGAACAUCAAUUUCAGCUAAUUUAAGUUUUAAUCCACAACAUCUCGAUGAAAAAUCAUUUUUGAAAUUUUUAGGUAAUUUUGGAAGCAUUUUGGAAUUGAUUGAACAUUAUUUAGGUCCUACUGAAUAUCCACCAGGAUUUGAAAAAUGUAAAAGCUGUGAACUUAUAAUUUUGAGUAAAACUAUGGCCAAUCAUGUUGCUAGUAGAUGUACAGAAGGUACGCAAUUGGUUCCAAAUUGCGAGGCUGAAAUAGCUGGUUCGAAGAAUGCAUUACUCAGACACAACAAGACUUGCACGACUUGUAACCCUGGUGAUCUUCCCUGCCCGUUAUGCAAUCGCAAGUUCAACAACUCUGGUUUGACUAGACAUUACCACAGAAAGCAUCCAGAUAAAAUAAUACCAGGUAAAAUAACAGCAGCUAUUAAUUUAGAAGCCGAAGACUUGAAGUCUUACGUUGAAGCUGCUUCAAGAGAUGAUGGUGAAAAUGCAGCUUUCUUAACAGCAAACACUGAAGAACUUGAAUGUUGUUCAUGUAAAAAAAUUUUCAAAGAUUUACCUGGGUUUGUAGAUCAUUUGUCGAAUUCAAUGUGUAUUACACAGUACUCAACAAGUUUAAAAAACUUAAUCAAAAAUGUUGUUAAAGGAGAAAAAUUUUUCAAUUUAAUCAAAACAAAUCCUUCAAAAACUAAUAUAUGUGGAUUCAAAAAUUGUUCAUAUGUUCAAGCAGAAAAAACAGCAUUUGAAAAGCAUUUAAAAAAUAAACAUGGCUGUACCUUUAAAGAAAAUCCCACAAAAGUUCUUGAAACAAAAUUCUGUCAAUAUUGUUUGGAUGAAUUUGAUAAUAAGUAUGACUAUUGUCAACAUAUCAAUUCUGGUUAUUGCUCCAAACGUGUGGUGAGAAUCAAUAGAUUAAUUGCGGGAUACAAGUCCUAUGCUGAAUUUAUUAAUGUACAUGGCACAGAAACACAAAAGGUACCUGGAUUUCCUAGCUUUAAAUUCACACAUUCAAAUGCUGCAGAUACAGUAAUCAAUGUUGUAACAUUGAACAUAAAUAAUGUUCAACUCCCCCAUAAAAUUCAUCACUCCUUAUUGGUUGGAGAUAUUUUAAGUUUACAGGAAUUGAAUGAUUUAUCAAGAGAACAUUUCAAAAAAGCAGAUAAAUUUACAGGACCUAUUGGAGAUAAAGUUGCUCUUUUAGUUAAGAAAAGUAUUAAUCCUACAAUUACUAACAUAAACAUAUUUCAAAAACUUUUAACUGAGAAAGACCAAAAGAGAAUAGUUGAUUGCACAGUCCAAGUAGGACUGAUUAAAGUUCAUAUGAUAAGUGGUUACUUUCCAGCCAGUAAAGAAGAUAAGGAAAAAUUGAAUUUUUGGAAAAGAUUUAUUAAAAUUUUCAAAAAAUUUAAAAAUGAAAAUCCCACAAAAAAAGUUUUAUUAAUUGGGGACUUAAAUUCAAUAUUGGUAGAAGAAGACAGACUUGCACCUGUCAAAACUAAAGGUGCACAUGAAGCUAUUGCUAUGAAGUUUUGUCGGGAAAAUUUUACAAAUAUCAAGAGAGAAAUUUAUGAUGGUACAUUAAUCAGCAAUAUUGCUUCAGGUAAUAAUCAGAAUAUUGAUCAUUAUUUGACUGAUAGUCUAGAAUUAUUAUUAAGAACUUGUGGAUUAGAAAUUGAAAAAUAUCCAUUUUCCACACAUUUUAUUAAUAAAUGGUAUAUUCAAACCGGGAGUCACUUUAACUCGGUUUAUCAAAAUUUGAAAAAUGAAUCUAUAACAUCACAGCUUCCUGGAAUGUUAUAUAAAAUAGCUUAUAACAGAAGAAGAAUUACACAAGCUGAAGGAGCAAUUGACGAAGAAUAUUAUAGAUUAGCUUGGGAUGAAUAUGAAAAACUCAAAUCUAAUCAACUGAAUCCUGCAAACCAAUCAAUAACUCAAGUCAUCAACCAAUCUAGUGAAACUACCAAUGAAUCAAGAGAAGUGAAUAGUGAAUCAACGAUGACAACAACAAAUGCUGCAAAAUCAAUAUCAAAUAUAAAAGAUGUUGGACCUGUUGCUAAUGGAAUUGGUCAAACUGUUAAUGAAUCAAGAGAAGUGAAUAGUGAAUCAACGAUGACAACAACAAAUGCUGCAAAAUCAAUAUCAAAUAUAAAAGAUGUUGGACCUGUUGCUAAUGGAAUUGGUCAAACUGUUAAUGAAUCAAGAGAAGUGAAUAGUGAAUCAACGAUGACAACAACAAAUGCUGCAAAAUCAAUAUCAAAUAUAAAAAAUAAAAGUGUCAAAAGUAGAAAGAAUCAUGACAUAAUCAGUUUAUUUAUGAGAAAAAAACGCCAACCCGUUCAAAAUCUUGAUGUGUUAAAUACUACAGAAAUAACAAAUGAAAAUGAUUCAACAACAACAGCAGCAACACAUACUAUUGAUAAAAAAGAAAAUGAAAGUGGCAGAAAUAAAAGAGCUAGUGAAGAAAUUAGUCCAAUUGAUAGAAAAAAGCGCCAACGCAUUGAAAAACCUGAUGAACAAAACACAAGUACAACAACUUCAGCAGGGAUUGAUACAGAUGAAGCUGAAGAAGAUAAUGGUUUUAACACAAUUGAUAAUGAUGAUGAAGAUUUUUUAUCAGAAGAUGAUAAAUUUUUUGCCAAUUAUAGCACAAAUGAAAUUGGUUCCAAAAUGAAAAAGAUAAGUACUACCUUUCCAAUACCCAUAUUUGAAGAUGGAGCAAAAAGAAAUAAUAAAAGGAAUGUUGAUGAUGAAUAUGUAACCAAUGGUUCAAAUUAUAUUUUCAAUUUAGAAGGAAAUUAUAAAUUGCAAACGGUUAGAACGAAUAAUCAUGGUUCUUCAUCCGUAUCAGAAGGGGUAAUUGGAUCUGCUGAAGCUACUGUUGAUAAAAUAAUUUUGGAAGAUCCAAUUAAUUUAUAA